AACAUUGAACUACAUAACCAAAAUAUAACCCAAAAAUAUCCGUGUUUGUGUUUAUGUUGUUAUGAUUAGAAAAAGUGUUUUAAUGUAAUUUGUUAUCUAAAAUGCAGAAUUUAGAAGUGUUUAUGAGUGAUAUCCUCCCUCUUCUUGCGAAAAUAAAUAAACAGCCUAAUAUUCGUGAGAUCCAGAUGCUCAAUGAGCUCCUUGGGAAGUCCAAUGAUGUAUUUGCCGGAAAGAUUUACAGCAACAUGCUCCUUCCAAUUCUCUCUCAAAUCGAUUCCCAGGAGCUUCGGAAUAAACCAGAGAUUAAGGAGCAUCUUAUAUCGACAAUUAACAAUCUCCUGAAGAGGAUAACUGUGGACAAAGUUGAUUGCUUCAGCACGAUUCUCAUAGUUCUCCUGAAGCAGAUCUAUGACUUCCAGACUGGGAGCCUGGUGAAGUCCUCUGAGGAAAUGAAAUUUGCGGUUCUGGAAUGUGUGAAAACCCUCUCAAUCCGGACUUCAAAGGACGUUAUUGAGAAAUUCUUUAAGCCUAAAAAUCGGAAAAUCGUUGCGAAUUUGCUUUUUUGUUGCGUUCAAAUUGUGGAGCAGGAAGGCUUUGCAGGAUUGAAGAUUUCUUCAAUAAGAUGCAUCCUGAGCUUCCUGCAGAUUGAUGAUGAUUCUGAUGAAGAUGAUGUUGUUCUCAGGAGUGAGAUUGCUGAUGUUAUCUACAUGCUACUGCCCAGAAUCCUCAAAUGUCUCAUGGAAACUGCCCUCAGAGACACAAUCAAAGGGCAUCUGGUGAUAGCUCUGAGUAUCAAAGCCAUUGGCAGGAUAAUAUGCCUGGUUCUGGAAAAUAAUGAACUGGAUCUUGAGGAGAAGAUGAUCAAUCUUGAGGAUUUUCGCAAAAUGAUCCUAGAAGACAGCAGCAAAGAUUCAGGGAAUUCGGACAUUCUGAAGGCUCCCCUGAGUGGAAUUCCGGAAGAUAAAAUUCUAAGGAAGGAUCCUCAGUGGAUCAAUGCUGUGUCCAAGAAACUAAAACCCUUCCUGGCCAAGUUGAUCAUCUUCGCGCAAAACGACCAUGUAAAAGUUCGCAAAAAGCUACUGAAAGGAUCUGCAAUCCUCCUGAAGAAGUGCUCAAAAACCCUUCCGGAUUGCCUUCAGAGCCUUCUAGAAGUGAUCUUUGUCAUGUCCUUCGAUGAAGACAAUUCCAUUUCUAGUGAAUCCAGAGAAAUUAUCCGAUCACUAAAGUCUCAUCCGAGAUACGAAGAUUUUGUGAAAAAUGCAGAAGCCACAUUGAAUUCAGUUCUCCUGACCCUGCCUCAGAGCAUCCUCCGGGAAGAUGACCACAUGCAAAUCCUCGGAUUGACUUUGCUAAAGGGCUCCUUGGACUUUAUUCCUCCGAAUGAUCUUCUGACCCUGAUUUCUGAUGAAUUAUUCUUGGAGAAACUCUCAACUGUGAUGAUCCUUGGAGCCGAAAUCAACACGAAGCAGGAGGAUUUGCUAGCUGAAAGUAUUACAAAGGGACAUCCCUGGAGGACUCCCAAAUGGCUCAGCAACAAAAAAUCCCAAGAAAUCUUCGAGGAAUUGUGCAAAUCCUUCAACAAACCGGAAAUUAUUGAGAUAAUUUCCAGGCAUUUCUUGGGAAUUUUCGAAUUAAGGACUCAGAAAAGCAAUGAAGUCCUUCUGAUCCUCAACAAUUUAAUAAGAAGCGAAGAUUUGAAAGGGUCAGAAAGCACCUGGAAGAUGGAAUUCCUGACUGAAGUCAUGAGAGAUAUUCACUGGAAUCUCUCCUUGCAAGUUCCCGGAAUCUUGACAGAAACAUCCGGAGAAGAAUUUCUGACAAUUGAAGAUGUCAAGUUCAACAUAAUCCAUUCCUGCCUUAUCCUGGAAGCCAUUGGACUCUGUGCUCAGAAACUGAAGACUCUCUUUCACCCUUUCCUCUUCAAGACCUUCCACAGAGUCCUGGCCAAAGCAGGAAGUUCCAAUUCUUGCGUUAAAGCAGCAGCUUUGGGCGCUCUUGAGGACAUGAAGGCAUCCUUCAAUUUAGCCACAAUCGAGGAAUUUGUCAACCUCAAUUCCGAUUACAUCAUUUUCUACGUCAACAAAUUCCUGCGGAAGGAUCAUUCUUACGACGAUGGACUAGGAAUGUUGCAGAUUAUCCUCGAAUACAGCUCUAAAGAUUCCAGUACCCAUUUCUACCUGGAAACUAUCCUAAACUCCCUCCUUCAAGACAGCGCAAAAGUCAAAGAUCAAUCGAGGCUAAAAGCCCAUUUCAGGAUCUACCAGAUCUUCCUUACCAAAAUUAAACAUCAAAUCAAAGAGGAAGACCACUCCCAAAACCUCGAAAUAACUUCUGAUGACAUCCUGGAAAAAUGGCUAGAGAUCUGGAAUCAAAAUGAUCAAAUUGAAGAGGAAGAAGUUGAAGAAAACAACGAACCAGAAGAUCCUGAUCCCAAGGAACCAGAAUCCAUUCCAAGCUACAUCAAAUUAACAGAAAGCAUCCUAAAACUCGUUUUAAAGCACAUUUCUUCAAAGGACCAACAUUUAUCCUUGCUGUCCCUUGAGCUUCUGACAGAAGGACUGCUAAUUUUGAGGCAGAAGGAGGAGAAACUUUUGCCUAUUGUCCAUCUCAUUUGGUUCCCUCUGACUGAAAAAUUCAAAUGCGAAAAUCCUGUGAUCCUAAGGCAAUGCUUCAAACUCCUUGUUAUCCUCGCAAAAACAUCCAAAGACUUCAUUCACAAUCGAACCCUUUCGGAUGUCAUCCCUUUGAUCAACAAGUACCUCACUGAUGUCGCCAAAAAGUCUCCGGGAAAUGCUCAACAGGGAUUGUACACGCAUACGCAGGAAUUCAAGCUGAUCCACACGAUUCUCUCCCAAUAUGGCCAGCUGAUCUCUGCCAUUGAAUUGAAAGAGAAAAAUCUGGAUGAUUGCUUAAGCUGUUCCCUGAGAUUUUUGGACCGAAAUCAACAUGAAGACAUCCAAAAAGUUGCUCUUGAAUUUUUUAAAUCUCUUUUACGCUACGAUAGUCCUAUGAUCUACUUAAAACUCCACAAAUAUGAGAGAAUACGGGAGAAAUUGGAAAUAAAUUGAAGAAAUUAUUAAAUAAAAUGUUUAUCAAAAUAAA
This is a messenger RNA of Phlebotomus papatasi, 3102 nucleotides long. RefSeq lists its product as uncharacterized. Bases 102 to 3068 code for a protein of 988 amino acids. Gene Ontology annotation, biological process: chromatin remodeling. NCBI's taxonomy places the organism in Eukaryota, Metazoa, Arthropoda, Insecta, Diptera, Psychodidae. Gene Ontology annotation, cellular component: cytoplasm. The record is from RefSeq and is a predicted model, not a curated record. The transcript has 2 exons.